Messenger RNA from Phytophthora infestans T30-4, 1083 nucleotides. RefSeq names its product tetraacyldisaccharide 4'-kinase, putative. The coding region runs from base 1 to 1083 and encodes 360 amino acids. Gene Ontology annotation, biological process: lipid A biosynthetic process. The record is from RefSeq and is a predicted model, not a curated record. The transcript has 2 exons. Gene Ontology annotation, molecular function: lipid-A 4'-kinase activity; ATP binding. Lineage: Eukaryota; Oomycota; Peronosporomycetes; Peronosporales; Peronosporaceae.
AUGGUGCAUGUUUGGCGCCGCUGGCACCGACAAUGGCAUGGCUCCGUGUUGGCAGCGCUGCGUUCGUCUCGCUCUCGGGUCGACGUGUUGGCGGACAGGAAACAGCCUGCUCUCAGUCGCGUCUAUGGCUGGAUCAUCGACCGCAAGCGCCGGAGGGAGGCUUGUCACACGCAGCGCAUCGCUCUCCCAUAUGUUCCCGUGCUGAGUGUGGGGAAUGUCACUUUUGGAGCUACAGGGAAGACGCCGUUUGUACAGUUCUUGAUCGACUACGUGCUAAAGCAGGCAAAGGAAGGUCAGGUGCCGUUGCUGUUAAGUCGCGGAUACGGCGACGAUGAGUGGCGGAUGCUGGCCAAGCAGUUCCCUUCCUGCCAAAUGGCAUUGGGAGCUGAUCGUGUGGCGGUUGGAGCAGCUAAAGUCAAGCGUUUAGGAGGAGAAUCUGCGCCAUUGAGUUGCGUAGUAGUGGACGAUGGAUUGCAGCAGUGGAGGCUUUCAAAGGACCUAGAGAUCGUCAUGGUGGACGCUUUGCAUCCGCUGGGUAACGGCCUGUUACUUCCGUUUGGGAGUCUGCGAGAGCUUCCACGCGAGGCAUUGGCACGAGCAGACGUAGUGGUUGUACAUCACGCAGAUCUGCUCGAUGGAGAAGAGCUGAAAAUGCUCAUGAACAGCUUACAGACUCUGUUGGCUCCUCAAAGGCAUUCGAUUGUUGCUACGUCACGAAUGAAAGUGGCACUACUUUCGGCCAAUAACUCAAUAUUGGUCGUGUGCGGUGUUGGCAAUCCCGAAUCGGUCAUGAAAGUGGUGGAGAAGCUGGCUCAUUGGGCUCGAGUGGAGCUGAAAGCGUUUCCCGACCACCAUGCGUUCACUUUGGGGGAUGUCGACGAUAUUUUAGAGUGGGUGCGGGAGUUGCAGCAGAACGAAAAAAUUGUAGUGGUGACUACCGAGAAAGACAUCUUUCGAUCACCUAGGGCUAUGAGGAUUCUCGCAGAUAACGUGGAACUGCGAGUGCUUCGAUGCGAGCUGGAACUACAGCACAACAGGGAUAAAGUGAAGGAGCGUAUUAACGCACUCUUGAAUUUGGGGUAA